Molecule: messenger RNA, 1366 nt
Organism: Gymnodraco acuticeps
Lineage: Eukaryota; Metazoa; Chordata; Actinopteri; Perciformes; Bathydraconidae
Gene: bdh2
Product: 3-hydroxybutyrate dehydrogenase, type 2
Exons: 10
Coding region: 128-865 (245 amino acids)
Biological process (GO): siderophore biosynthetic process
Cellular component (GO): cytoplasm
Molecular function (GO): 3-hydroxybutyrate dehydrogenase activity
Source: RefSeq, a predicted model, not a curated record
AAAACACUUCCGGGUUUAGAACCAAUAGCAUUACAUGCAGAAGGUGUCACGCGGUGCUACUUUUGAACUUUGUUAUUCAAUGUGUCGGACCUGAACACUGGAUCACAGCAGCAGUGAAAGGUGCACUAUGGGACGCCUCGACGGGAAAGUAAUUGUGUUGUCGGCUGCUGCGCAGGGGAUUGGACGUGCUGCAGCAAUAGCAUUUGCAAAGGAGGGAGCUCAAGUCACAGCGACAGACAUCAAUGGAGAGAAGCUGAAAGAGCUGGACAGCAUUCCAGGGAUUAAGACCAAGGUUGUGGAUGUAACUAAGAAGGACCAAGUCGAAGCCCUGGCCAAGGAACAUGAUCAUGUGGAUGUGCUGCUCAAUGUCGCUGGGUUUGUGCACCAUGGCUCCGUCUUGGACUGCGAAGAGGCCGACUGGGACUUCACAAUGAACGUGAACAUCCGGAGCAUGUUCCUCAUGAGCAAGGCCUUCCUACCUAAGAUGUUGGCAAAGAAGUCAGGAAACAUUAUUAACAUGGCAUCUGUUGCAUCGAGCAUUAAAGGUGUUGUGAACCGGUGUGCCUAUAGUACCUCCAAGGCUGCAGUGAUUGGGUUCACCAAAUCUAUAGCGGCUGAUUUUAUUGAGCAAGGCAUUCGCUGUAACUGUGUUUGUCCUGGAACUGUUGAUACUCCAUCAUUGAGGGGUAGGAUCGAGGCCCAACCUGACCCAGAACAGGCUUAUAAGGAUUUCAUGGCAAGACAGAAAACUGGCAGAAUGUGCACAGCUGAAGAGGUGGCUCACCUGUGUGUAUACCUGGCCUCAGAUGAGUCUACCUAUGUGACUGGAACGGAGCAAAUCAUCGAUGGAGGAUGGAGACUCUAAGCAAACUGUUGCAAGCACGUUGUGACAGUAGUGGAGACUUAAUAUUCUUAGUUGAAGCCCAAAUAAAACGCACUAAAUCUGAGUUAAAUCAUUUAUAUCAUUAGGGUCUAAGGACAGAGGGUGUCAUAUUGUCAUACUGAUAUUUUGUACAAACUGUAAAGUCCACAGAGACAAAUGUAACAUUUGUGAUAUUGGGCUAUAUAAAUAAACAUUGAUUGAUUGAUUGAUUGAUUAUAUGAUUUUGCUUAUUGUUGACUUUUUCUGUGACAUGCCCUAUUUUCCAAAUCAAAUGUUAUAUGCUGCAAAUGUGUGCAAUGCCAACAUAGUGAUGUUGAUUGACAUUGUAAUAAAUUGGUUUUAUCACAGCUAAAGUGUAAUGGUGUAAUAAUCACCUUAUUACAAAUGCAUUAAUUGUGAAGUAUUUGACAAACCAAUCGUUAAAAGUUUAAUUUGAAUAAUAAUGAAAUAGGUUCAAACAUCUAUUAAAAGUCUUCACCAAUA